Messenger RNA from Rattus norvegicus (Norway rat), 426 nucleotides. The record is from RefSeq and is a predicted model, not a curated record. NCBI's taxonomy places the organism in Eukaryota, Metazoa, Chordata, Mammalia, Rodentia, Muridae.
GCGACUUUCCUUCCCACAGCCCCUCGCGCCCUUCCUUUCCAACUUGGGCCCGGCAGAAUGGCUCCCGCAAAGAAGGGUGGUGAGAAGAAGAAGGGCCGUUCUGCCAUCAACGAGAUGGUGACCCGAGAAUACACCAUCAACAUUCACAAGCGCAUCCAUGGAGUGGGCUUCAAGAAGCGUGCUCCUCAGGCACUCAAAGAAAUUCGGAAAUUUGCCAUGAAGGAGAUGGGGACUCCAGAUGUGCGCAUAGACACCAGGCUCAAUAAAGCCGUCUGGGCCAAAGGAAUAAGGAAUGUUCCGUACCACAUCAGAGUACAUUUGUCCAGAAAGCAUAAUGAGGCUGAGGAUUCACCAAACAAGCUCUACACACUGGUAACUUACGUGCCUGUUACCACAUUCAAAAACCUGUAGAUGGUCAAUGUGGAU